Molecule: messenger RNA, 861 nt
Organism: Trametes versicolor FP-101664 SS1
Lineage: Eukaryota; Fungi; Basidiomycota; Agaricomycetes; Polyporales; Polyporaceae
Exons: 4
Source: RefSeq, a predicted model, not a curated record
CUUGGACAGCCCGUAAGUUUCACUUCCGGUUUAUUUGCAGGCCGUACGAUCCGGGCCGAACUAGGAGAGAUACAGGCUGCUGAAGCAGGCCGGAAAUAUGCCCGCAAGGACAAGCGGCCGCUGGACCCUCCUCCUGUCGUCCUAUGCCAAGUCUGGGAGAUCCUGCGCUCCAAUAGCGGCCCUCCAGAAACUUACGAGCGGGAGCUUGCACCUCAAACAGUGGUGAGCAAUCCCCUUCUGUUCAUCAUAUUCACUUUCCCAUCUACCGACGCCACCCGAGAAGUAGCAAGAGCCGCGCCGCCAGAAGCCCUGUCGAUCCCGGUAGGCCUGAUGCGCCUUUUGCGUCUUCCAACUCAAUCGCCACCGCAUACGGCGCCCCAGCGUCCCGCCACAUGCAACCACAGCGCCAAUACGCAUGGUUUGCAAACCUUCGCGGGUGCUUAUGGACCUAGUAUGCCGUACCCUCAGCCUCUUGGGGGCCAUGGAUCAGAUUCGGACGUCAUAGCAUGGUUAGGACCUCAUCCAAUCCGGGAGAGCUCACGAUGCACGGAAAUGCUCGCUGGAGGGACGGUCGUCCAGGCAGAGGACGUCGACUUUGGGGGCCAGGAGGCUGUGGUGUUCGUGUUCCCCGAUCUUUCAGUGAGGUGCGAAGGCACAUUUGUGCUGCGCUACCGCACUGGAACCGUGUACUCGCAGGGAGGUACCCAACUCCAAAGCCCGAUCCUAGCGGAGUGCUUUGGCAGGCCGUUCAGAAUAUAUGCAACAAAGGAGUUUCCAGGCCUAAGCCCCUCGACCGAGCUCACCAAGGCACAUUGUCUUUCCAUAUGUGCGCACACUGAACUCACGUAUCCGGGUCUUUAG